AUGGAUUGCUACGAUGAAUUGUUAAUUGAAAUAUUAUCUUUUAUUGAUAAGUACCAAGAUUUAAUCAAUUGUCAUUUGGUUGACUUUAUUACUGACAAUCUUUGGGAAAAAUGUUUGCCUAGUGCUUUGAAAAAAGAAUUAGAAGAACUGGAAAAAAUAAAUUAUAAUUUGACUGUUUAUAGUCAUAUAAAUGAAAAUUGUGAAUUAAAAAAUUUUAUUGAGAAAAUUAAUUAUUUAAACUUAAAAAAUAAUCCUCAUCUUUUAAAACUUGAAGACUUAUCUGUUUUAUCUGAUAAUAAAUUCAGCUGGAAUGAAUUUUGUAACAAAAAUAAUGACAAUAAUAGUAAAAUAAAACAAAACUUUAUGAAGGAUAAAAAGAAUUAUGAAAUUGAAGUUCUGACAAAAGUUAUUGGAUAUUUGUCAAAAAUAAAUUCGAGUUUAGUAAUUGAUGUUGGAGCUGGUAAGGGUUAUUUAGGUACAAGUUUGUAUGAAAAUUACAAAAUACCGGUAGUUGCUAUUGAUUCAUGUGAAUCAAGACACAAAAGUGCAAUCAGCAGACAAAAAUUGCUUUUGAAAAAAACACACAAGUCUUAUCCUCUGGUCCAGCAUACAAUCAAUUACAUAAAUGAAUCAACAGACUACUCACAGUUAAUAAAUUCGUCACUUCCAAAUUACAAUGGUCAGGAUAAUUAUCUUCUUGCUGGACUGCAUACUUGUGGAUCAUUGGCUGGAGCAAUGAUAAAAGGAUUUUUAAAUUCUCUGAGUCUUAAAACUCUUUGCGUAGUUUCAUGCUGUUAUCAUUUAACCGAGGAAUGUUUAACUGAAAAUUGUAAAUUUACGACAAAUGCUCGCAUGCUUGCUCAACAAUCAGUCGAGAGAAUGUCUAAAAAAUCUGAACAGUAUUCUCCUUCUUUAUUUUAUCGGUCAUUACUGCAAGUACUUUUUCAAUUUUUAGGGAUUCCCAACUCUAGAGUAGGCAGAGGUGCUCCUACAGAAGACUUUCCCACUUACGCAACCUGGGCUUUGAAGAAAAUUGGACUUGAACAAAAUCAAAUUCCUUCCACUGAAGAUUUAGAUAAAUUACAUCGAGCUUACGCCGAUCGAGAAUGGAAAAUGAAUGCUUUUCAAUACUUAAGAGUUCAUUUAGCUCCUUUAAUUGAGUCGGCUUUAGUUUUAGACCGGGUAAUUUAUUUACAAAAGAGUGGUAAAUGUUCAAAAGCAUCUGUUGUACGUAUUUUUGAUCCGCUAUUAUCACCACGUUGCUAUGCAAUUAUUGCUCUAAAGUAAUUAAAAAAAAAACCAAUAUAAUUACUAACCAUAGAAUAAAAUUUUAGUCUUUAAAUUUAACGCGCUAAUUUAAUAGAACUUAUUUUUAUAAAUGCGCAACGAGUCUUUUAAUUUUUUUCAAAGUAAAGUGAAAGGACGAAAAUAGAACCGGUCCUGUGACUAUUACUAGUUCAAAAAUAAUUUUUUGCACAUUCUCUAUGAUUAUAGAAUUUUUUCUAUUAGUUUAAAUACAUAAUACGCAAGUAUGAUGCAAUUUUUAUCAUUUUUACAUUUCCUUUUUUCAGUAAAUAGAUAAAUAGUUGCGAUACGAUAUCUUAACGGUGAAACUACCGGCAUUUUUCAGCUGGGAAUACACAAAAGAGAAAUAAUCAAUAACCAAACAAUACCACCGGGGACGCAUCAGUUCUCUCGUAACCGUUGUAAUAAAUUUACUCUUAAAUCUGUACUAAAUUUACUCUUCAAUUCACUACUUAUCGUUAUCCGAACUUGUUGAAUAAAUAAGUUAAAUUUA
This is a messenger RNA of Cotesia glomerata, 1798 nucleotides long. Its product is annotated as methyltransferase-like protein 25. The record is from RefSeq and is a predicted model, not a curated record. The transcript is spliced from 3 exons. Bases 1 to 1287 code for a protein of 428 amino acids. NCBI's taxonomy places the organism in Eukaryota, Metazoa, Arthropoda, Insecta, Hymenoptera, Braconidae.